Messenger RNA from Lacerta agilis (Sand lizard), 2426 nucleotides. It is a transcript of the gene GPR162, whose product is annotated as G protein-coupled receptor 162. Gene Ontology annotation, biological process: G protein-coupled receptor signaling pathway. The coding region runs from base 230 to 2029 and encodes 599 amino acids. Gene Ontology annotation, molecular function: G protein-coupled receptor activity. Gene Ontology annotation, cellular component: membrane. NCBI's taxonomy places the organism in Eukaryota, Metazoa, Chordata, Lepidosauria, Squamata, Lacertidae. The record is from RefSeq and is a predicted model, not a curated record. The transcript is spliced from 4 exons.
AUAAGAGGAAAAGCAAGACAAAAAUUGAAGAAGGGGUAUGGAUCAAAAGAGUGAAAAACAAAGAAUGCAGAAAGAGCAGAGGAGGAAGGAAUAAUAAGGAAUAGGAUUUGGAGAGUGGACCCUCCUCAUGGCAGUACCUUCUGGACGUUCCUUCUACAGUUCUCUCCUAUUUCCUCCCGGAAGUAGAUGAGACAGGCACCACCUUGGCUCCUCUGCAGCGGCCUUGUGCAUGCUCCUCCGUACUGCCUCCAGAUCCCAAGGUGGAGGAGGCACAAUGAAUCGCGGCGGAGGCAGCAGCCCCAUGGAGGAACUCUCAAAGGCUACCCUGCACAAUAACUCGCUGUGGUGGCUGGCUUGCGGGCUCCUGGCCCUGCUGGCCAACUCCUGGAUAAUCCUGAGCAUCACAGCCAAGCAGCAGAAGCACAAACCCCUGGAGCUUCUGCUGUGCUUCCUGGCAGGGACUCACAUCCUCAUGGCUGCCGUGCCGCUCACCACCUACGCGGUGGUGCAGCUGCGCCGCGAGUCCUCCGACUACGACUGGAACGAGAGCAUCUGCAAGGUCUUUGUCUCCACCUAUUACACCUUGGCCUUGGCCACGUGCUUCACCGUCGCCUCCUUGUCUUACCACCGCAUGUGGAUGGUGAGGUGGCCUGUCAACUACCGCCUGAGCAACGCCAAGAAGCAGGCCCUGCACGCCGUGAUGGGGAUCUGGAUGGUGUCCUUCAUCCUCUCCACGCUGCCUUCCAUCGGCUGGCACAACAACGGGGAGCGGUACUACGCCAGCGGAUGCCAGUUCAUCGUCAGCAAGAUAGGCCUGGGCUUCGGCGUGUGCUUCAGCCUGCUCCUCCUCGGAGGCAUCGUCAUGGGCUUGGUUUGCGUGGGCAUCACUUUCUACCAGACCUUGUGGGCUCACCGGAGGCACCACAGAUGCCACCACCUGAGAGCGGAGGAAGCCUCCUCUGCUUGCCCGUCUUCAGCUCACAGCACCUUCAACGUGCCAACUAUCGUGGUGGAGGACGUCAGGGGCAAACGGCGGUCGUCGCUGGAUGGAUCUGAAUCUGCCAAGACUUCCAUGCAGAUGACCAAUCUCAUCAGCGCCAUCGUUUUCCUCUAUGACACACUGACCGGGGUGCCCAUUUUGGUGGUGAGCUUCUUCAGCCUACGCUACGACACGGCUCCCACCUGGAUGGUGCUGGCUGUGCUCUGGUGCUCCAUGGUGCAGACACUGCUGUUGCCAUCCUUCAUCUGGUCCUGCGAACGCUACCGGGCUGACGUCCGUACUGUGUGGGAGCAAUGCGUGGCAAUAAUGUCAGAGGAAGACGGGGAAGACGAUGGCACUGGUGACGAUUACGGUGACGGGAGGAUCUGCAAAGUGCGAUUCGAUGCCAAUGGUGCUGCAUCUAUGAAACGGGACCCCAGGGAUGCUAAGCUGCUGCCAGUGCAUCACAUGCUGUUGCCCCAUGACAGGGUGCACUACCUGCAGGUCCCUCUGUCCCGGAGGAUGUCCCACGACGAAACCAACAUCUUCUCCCACCGCUCCUCGCCUUCCUUCCUCCACAAGUGGUCCUCAUCCGACGACAUCCGCGUGCCUACCCCUCACAAACACGGAGGCGUCCCCAGCUUCCUCCUCCCGGAGCUCCGCAGCUACCACCACCACCACCGCCGCCACCGGCCUCCCGAGGACGAGUUCGCCACGCUCCGGCAGUUCCUGGAAGCUGGGCUGGUGUCCCGGGGACCUGCCUCGGGGUCUACCGCCUGCUUCUUUCGCGACGAGAUCACCACCUUCAUUGACGAGACGCCGGUGCCCUCCCCGCACAGCAGCCCGCGCCACUCGCGCCUGCCGCUCGUGGCUCAGAGGGAGAGGCGCCACUCUCUGGAUGACACCGAGCAGGAAGGCGGCCCCGAGAGGGAUCGGCGGUGUUCACUGACUGGUGGGGAAAACCUAUACCUCUACAGCGGAGAACAGGAGCCCGGGAGACGGACCUUGGCAGCUCAAGAAGCGCAGGGUUUCCAGGAGCUCGGCCUAUGAAACGGCAGCGGAAGCAUUUGCUGGGCUCUGGAUUUUUAAGCAAAACUCGACGUGUCUCCCCAGGACCCAAGGGGGUGUUUUUAGGUCCUUGUGUUUCUCACCAUGUUGGCAGAGGAGGGGGGUGGUGCCCACGGCGGGGUCCUGAUGUGGUGGGGAAGGAGAACCGGCUUUGUUCGAAGGAGCCACGGAGCCCUGCAUCCAGGUGGCAAAAUGUGAGCACAGACCACCACAGUUCAUCGGAGGGCACUUUUUUCUCCAGUUCCACCCCCUCAGUAGCAUUGUUAGUGCCACAAGCCCCUCCCUUUUCUUAGCUCCACCCAUUAUGAGAAACGCUUGUCGUCGGUUGCCAAGUGUGGGACAGGAAGGUAUUAAAAAGAAAUCUAUAUUUGGAGUGUCA